Molecule: messenger RNA, 1373 nt
Organism: Ectocarpus siliculosus
Lineage: Eukaryota; Phaeophyceae; Ectocarpales; Ectocarpaceae
Source: the annotation of a GenBank genome assembly
UUCAGACACGGCGCUCGUUUUGGUCAUCCUUGGAGAGUAGCGGCCUCAAAUCAACACCUACCACCUGUGUGAACCACCGCGUUGCCGAGGGCUUGUACGUGCUACCUGUGGGAGAUAGCGGUUGGUGCAGUGCUGGUAUUGGACAGCAGGAGGUCCAUCGGGAAGACCGUUAGUUGAACCGCGUUAUUGUAGAGCGUGCGAGGACAGCAAGGGGCGCGUGUGGGGCGUCAGAGCGGCGGCGUGCUCGGAUAAACAGCCCCCCCCCCGCCCGCAACAGGCAGUCGCGGAAGGAUGACUGGCAUGCAGGAUAAGCUCACGGCACCGCCGGAGUUCGACGGCCCGGUGAGGGACAGAAAGUGUACCGAUAUCAUCUUCACGCUGGCCAUCAUCAUCAUGUGGAUUACGAUGACCGUGGUGGGCAUCAGCAGCGUCCAACAGGGCGACGUGAGAGAACUCUUGGCACCCACCGACUACGAAGGCAACCUUUGCGGUUUUGACGACGGCUACGAGGACCGCGGCAAGCUAUACUACGCCAACAACGUGGGCUCCGGGGUUUGCGAGAAAUCAUGCCCGUCAAACGACAACUCGACGUAAGAAUGGCGUCAGCUUGUUGAGCAUAUAUAUGUAGGGUUGCGUUGACUCAAAAUACGCGCAGCAUCCAGCGGGUUUUCCCCCCGCUUACUGCUCAACACACAACCGUCAACUGCUGUGGCGUUAACUCGGACCGGUACUCUUUCUGUGAUUGCAUGUACAUUGCCCAGCUUUUUCAGGCUGGAGCUUGACUUUUAUUGACGUAGAAGUAGAAAUACACCUGCAUCUUUGAGAAUCAGCAGCGUUCCUGGGAUCAGUCCUGGAUGAGGUCGGAUUACCAAUCGUGCGAAAGGAUCUUUAGGGGGUUCGGGGGUAGGGUUUCCGGAAGGUUCGGAAAGCAUGCCGUACUUUUUGGGCGCGCGCGCACGCGGUUCUUGACGGUUUGGAGGUGGUACUCGGCUAGCUCAGCUCUGCUAGCUUGCACACUGAAGCCCGAGCUGUGCAGGCUUGCAGAGCCCGCCUGCUCGUAUGUUCAGUGGAGUAUGUUCCUGCGCGCACAGGGGACUCAUGGUGUGUAGGGGAGGAGAAGAAUGCUGCUAGAAAAACAUGUCAGGACCGCCGAAAGCAAUCAAUUAGUCUACAAUGUAGACUGUUGUCGGGGGCACCGAUUUGUAUGUGCGCGCUACCGGGCUGCCGGCCGUUCGGUAGGGCGUGUACUGCUGCUGUACGAAGAGCGAGUGGAAUAUCUAGCUGAGUCUAGGUGCUGUAGGUCUAGGCCUUUGCACAGCUUCGAGAUGACCGGAACCGCUUUCUGCGCUGGCUGUACACGAAAGAAACAACCG